AUGAUGUCCAAGUCAAUUGUUGACUCCUUCAAGGUGGGAAUGGACAGCACCAACACCGAAGCGAUAAUAUCCUGUCUCGCUCCAGAUGUUCUCGUCGUAGAGCAUGGGUCCAAAGCGCCAGAACUACCAUUCCUCGGCAUCGAAUUCCAUGGGUACUCGGGUAUGGAGAAGUAUCUCGAGGCCCUAUCUCAAUCGCUGAAGAUACACAAAUUUGAAUACACUGAGUUGUCAGCGAGCAAUGCUGGCGAUGCCGACGUUGUGUAUGUGAAGGGCGCCGGCGAGUUCGAAUACAAGGAGACGGGUAAGAAGUGGGAGGAAACGUUCGUCAGUCGAUUCGAGAUUGUGAAGGGGAAGAUAGUCAGAUACGAAACAUGGGCGGACCCGCUCUCUGCGUACCUUGCCGCGCAGAAAUGA
Messenger RNA from Pleurotus ostreatus (oyster mushroom), 414 nucleotides. RefSeq lists its product as uncharacterized. The transcript is spliced from 2 exons. Bases 1 to 414 code for a protein of 137 amino acids. Lineage: Eukaryota; Fungi; Basidiomycota; Agaricomycetes; Agaricales; Pleurotaceae. The record is from RefSeq and is a predicted model, not a curated record.